AUGAAUUCAUCCGAUACACCAAAUAAUUCAUCUGGUUUUAAAACUGGUUUAACAUGGGAUUUAACACCAUAUGAACAACAACGUAAACCACAUGAAUUAUUACAUGAUGAAGAAUUACUUAUAAGUCCAAAAUCUUUACAAAGUGAAUUAACAUGUCCAAUAUGUCUUGAUCUUUUACGUAAUACACGUACAACAAAAGAAUGUUUACAUCGUUUUUGUUGUGAUUGUAUUGAAACAGCAUUACGUAGUGGAAAUAAAGAAUGUCCAACAUGUCGAAAAAAAUUAAUAUCAAAACGAUGUUUACGUCGUGAUCAAAAUAUUGAUGCAUUAAUAUCAAAAUUAUUUCCAAUACGUAAUGAUAAUGAUGAUUUAUUAUUGAAUAAUCGUAAUAAACAUUCAAAAAAACCAAUACGUGCAAGUUUAUCAUCGGAUGAUGAACAACAACAACAACAACAAACAAAAGAAAAAAAGAAAAAACGUAUUUCAGAAUCAUCAUCAUCAGCUGGUUCAACACCAACAAUAAAUGAUAUUGAAUUACAACUUAAACCAUUAAAUAAUCUUAAUAUAUAUACAACAAGAAAAAUUUUAACACCAUUAAAUGCAACUAUAAAUCAUUUGUCGAAAUUUAUAAAUACAAGAAUGAAAAUUGAACAACAAAAUUCAACAUUUAUUGAACAAGAAUUUCAAUGGUUUAUUAAAAUAAAUGAUGAUAUACCUAUUGAAAAUACAUUGACACUUGAUAAAUUACUUGAACAAUAUUGGAGUCAUAUGUCUAAACCAUAUAAUAUUUUUUAUCGAGCAAUUUCUCAUUAA
Molecule: messenger RNA, 813 nt
Organism: Rotaria sp. Silwood1
Lineage: Eukaryota; Metazoa; Rotifera; Eurotatoria; Philodinida; Philodinidae
Source: the annotation of a GenBank genome assembly